UCUCUCUCUCCCUCACAACCACUACCAUCUUGUAUGCAUAAAUUCAUUCAUAUUCAACAAGAAUACACACUAUAUAGCAACCUCAACGCCCCAUCUGCCCAACAUUGACUCACUCUGCAGUAGGAUUUCAAGACCCAUUUCCUUGAAACUUCUCUCUCUCUCUCUCUCUCUCAAGCACAUCCAUGGGGAAUGUGACAUCUUGUGCUCCUUCCAUAAUCUCAUCAAGUGGAGCAGUGAAGGUCUUAUUCAGCGAUGGAAGAUUUGAAGUCUACACAAAGCCAGUAAAAGCAGCAGAGCUCAUGCUAGAGAAUCCUGGACAAUUUGUCUGCGAAUCCAGCACCCUCAAAGUUGGCCACAGGAUUCAAGGCCUUCUAGCAGAUGAAGAGCUUGAGCUGCGGCGCCAGUUCUACUUCCUCCUUCCCAUGGAGCUCCUCUACUCGGUCCUUACACUCGAGGAAAUGAGCUCUCUCUCUUACAGAUCUUCCAAGGCUUUAAAGCGUGGAAGCUUCAACAACUUGGGCAAGAUCUUCCCUGUGCUUGGGGAGUUUUGCAUGUUUCCUUCUGAAGCCAAGACAUUAAAUGGUGAUCAAGACACUGAUCAUGAUCUUCAGCAAGAACCAGUCCUGCAGAGGUACUCAAAGCAGAGAUCAUGGAAGCCUGCGUUGGAGACUAUUGCUGAAACACCAUGUAGACAAUCAUGAGAUCUCACACAUAGCUGUAUUUUCUUUUUCUUUUCUUUUUUUUCUUGAAUUUCCUUUUCUUCAUCAAGUCUUUUUGUGUUAUUUAUUUUUUAGAUUAUGAGUAAUAAGGUAAAGAGGAAAACUUUGAUAUUCUCGGAUAUUUCAAUGUCUAUACGA
Juglans microcarpa x Juglans regia is the source of this 857-nucleotide messenger RNA. RefSeq lists its product as uncharacterized. The transcript has a single exon. The record is from RefSeq and is a predicted model, not a curated record. Bases 183 to 701 code for a protein of 172 amino acids. NCBI's taxonomy places the organism in Eukaryota, Viridiplantae, Streptophyta, Magnoliopsida, Fagales, Juglandaceae.